CCUGCUGCCCUGGCAAGAGCUCUGUGUCUGUGAGGAGCGAGCGCGCAGUAGUGAGUGAUAGCGGGGGAGGCGGUGAUUCCCCCCACCCCUCCCCAACCGCCAUGGCCUGGGCAGCCACCUCGCCGGCGGACAAGGAGAGAUUCAUCUGCAUCUAUCCAGCAUACUUAAAUAACAAGAAGACAAUAGCAGAAGGAAGAAGAAUACCUAUGGACAAAGCCAUUGAAAAUCCCACAUCUACAGAAAUCCAAGAUGUAUGUGCGGCAAUUGGACUCAAUGUGCUUGUAGAGAAGAACAAGUUGUACCCUAGAGAGUGGAACCGUGAUAUGCAAUAUAGAGGCAGAGUACGAGUUCAGCUCAAGCUGGAAGAUGGCAACCCAUGUUUACCUCAGUUUCCAACACGUAAAUCAGUGAUGCUAUAUGCAGCAGAAACAAUUCCCAAACUGAAAACAAGGACACAAAAAAUGGGAGGUAGUGACCAAAAUCUCCAGCCAGGAGAGGGAGGCAAAAAAGGCAAAGGGAAGAAGAAGAAGUGAGCCUGUCACUGGCAUAAUUGUUACUUUAUAGUCAUUCUACGACAAAUAUGGAUGGACGUUACCAUUUGUGAAUCUGAACUGAGAUACAGAAAACAAGAAAACUGGUGAAGCUGUACAGAAUGGUCUUCAAUUUUUUACUGAAGUGGAAUGCAUGUACUGUGCCUGACAUUGUGUAACAGUAUUCACAGAACUCCCAAAUCCAAAGGUAGCAGCCAGUUUUAAAAGUUACAAACGACGUAGACAAUUUGAGGGUGGAAACAUGAUUCUUUUUAUGGAUAAAUAUGCAGUUGUUUGGCUUUCAAAAUAAACAAAAACAAAGCUUAUUUUAUGCAGACUGGAUAUUUGAAGUUGGUUGCCUUAGUACAAAAUGUAUCUAUGCUGAUAAAGAGAAAUUUGUCUUAAGUCUGGACCCUAUAUAUCCCUGUGCUAGGAAAAUUUACAAUGAAGUUAUCAUUACUGUGUACAUUUCACUUUUUAAUCAUUCACAAAUGUUAAGUCUAAUAAAGGUGGAAAAAACAAA
Malaclemys terrapin pileata is the source of this 1053-nucleotide messenger RNA. It is a transcript of the gene SRP19, whose product is annotated as signal recognition particle 19. Gene Ontology annotation, biological process: SRP-dependent cotranslational protein targeting to membrane, signal sequence recognition; SRP-dependent cotranslational protein targeting to membrane. Lineage: Eukaryota; Metazoa; Chordata; Testudines; Emydidae. Bases 102 to 533 code for a protein of 143 amino acids. Gene Ontology annotation, cellular component: signal recognition particle, endoplasmic reticulum targeting. The transcript has 5 exons. The record is from RefSeq and is a predicted model, not a curated record. Gene Ontology annotation, molecular function: 7S RNA binding.